UAGAAAACGCAACCACGAUAAAUUGAGUCCAAAAAUAUACGUUAUAUGAGUAUAAAAUAAAUUAUUGCAUAAAAUUCAGAGUAGAGUUAACAAUUUCAUUAUUACAUGAUGUGUAUUAAGUUGCAAAUCGGAGAUAUCAAAAUGUACAUAUCACGGCCAUCGACGUCAACUAAUACCGCAACAAAGUCCUCAAGUGCACUUACAGGUAUAAUGGUCUACCAGCGAAUGCAAGUUGAGAGGUUUUUACGCUCAGCAGCAUUUCCUCUUUUGCCAUUGUACUUCCUGUUAGUGCCCAUAGCACUUCUAAUGUUGCUCCAACCAGUGGCAUCGGGUUCUUGCCGAGAAGCGCAACUGUGUUGCAGCGGCCGUGAUUCUUCGUGCGUAGUUCAAAAGGUACCGAUUAAUGCCGUUAUUGAGGAUCUCAGCGAUAAACCAUGCUACUGCGAUCAUGCAUGUUUAAAACUAGGUGAUUGCUGUGAUGAUUUCAAGGACUAUUGUGGAG
This is a messenger RNA of Teleopsis dalmanni, 502 nucleotides long. RefSeq names its product somatomedin-B and thrombospondin type-1 domain-containing protein-like. The record is from RefSeq and is a predicted model, not a curated record. Lineage: Eukaryota; Metazoa; Arthropoda; Insecta; Diptera; Diopsidae.